GUGACUCGGAGCUUCAUGCCGGGCCCCAAGCGCGCGCGCCACCCCCGCAUCGGCACCCACGGGGGCACCUUUCACUGCGACGAGGCGCUCGCGUGCUUCCUCUUGAAGCUGCUGCCCUCUUACCAGUUACAACUAUGACCCAAUUGCCCCAGAUUGCUGAGAUUUCGUUAAACAUCUACAUGCUUUCAAAGCUGCUUUUAUAGUUGUAAGGAUUAGAAGCUGGUAUGAUUUUUAAAAAGGAUGCAGAGAUUAUCCGGACUCGGGAUCCCCAGCUGCUGUCCUCAUGUGAUGUUGUGGUGGACGUUGGAGGCGAAUAUGAUCCUCAGAAGCAUCGCUAUGACCAUCACCAGAGGUCAUUUAACGAGUCAAUGCACAGCCUAAAACCUGAUAAACCAUGGCAGACCAAGCUGAGCAGUGCAGGGCUGGUAUAUGUGCAUUUUGGCUCCCAGAUUUUAGCCAACAAGUUGAGCCUAAAGGAGGAAGAUCCUGUUGUGUGUCUGCUUUAUGACAAGUUGUAUGAGAACUUCAUAGAGGAGAUAGAUGCAAUCGACAAUGGCAUCUCCCAGUGGGAUGAAGAGCCUCGCUACGCCAUGACCACCAACGUGAGCUCCAGGGUGGGCUACCUGAAUCCUCGCUGGAAUGACAAGGACCAAGACACUGAGGCUGGGUUCCAGAAGGCCAUGAUGCUGGUGGGCCACGAAUUCUUAGACCGGCUUGACUACUAUCACCACAGUUGGCACCCUGCACGCAGCCUUGUGGAGGAUGCCAUCCAACAGCGCUUUGAGGUGGAUCCUAGUGGUGAAAUUCUGAUCCUGGCACAAGGAGGUUGUCCAUGGAAAGAGCAUCUUUUGCAGCUGGAACAAACCAUGGAUGUGAAGAAGCCACUGAAAUUCGUCUUAUACACAGAUCUGAGUGGCCAGUGGCGGGUACAAUGUGUUCCUGUAGGGCCGCGAACCUUUCAGAGCCGAUUGCCAUUGCUGGAGGAAUGGAGGGGUGUACGUGACGAAGAUCUCUCCCAGGUCAGCGGGAUCCCAGACUGUAUCUUCGUACAUUCCAGUGGCUUCAUUGGAGGAAACAGGACUAAGGAAGGUGCACUGGAAAUGGCUCGAAAGACAUUGGCUCAACAAGCUGAACCCAACUGAGGAAAUCAGACGUCACCUGUCAAGCGUCCCAUUUGGCACAUCCCCCCACCCCACCCAAAAAAAAAAAAAAGAAAUUUGCAUUCCUGGGAAGUGGCUUAUUUUGUAGAGUUGCCGUAAGUUUUUAAAAAGAGAUCAAAACA
Ahaetulla prasina is the source of this 1282-nucleotide messenger RNA. It is a transcript of the gene MYG1, whose product is annotated as MYG1 exonuclease. Lineage: Eukaryota; Metazoa; Chordata; Lepidosauria; Squamata; Colubridae. The record is from RefSeq and is a predicted model, not a curated record. Gene Ontology annotation, cellular component: cytoplasm; nucleus. The transcript is spliced from 8 exons. The coding region runs from base 225 to 1142 and encodes 305 amino acids.